Erigeron canadensis is the source of this 1974-nucleotide messenger RNA. Its product is annotated as SWR1-complex protein 4. Gene Ontology annotation, cellular component: NuA4 histone acetyltransferase complex; Swr1 complex. Gene Ontology annotation, molecular function: transcription corepressor activity. The transcript has 17 exons. Bases 220 to 1581 code for a protein of 453 amino acids. NCBI's taxonomy places the organism in Eukaryota, Viridiplantae, Streptophyta, Magnoliopsida, Asterales, Asteraceae. Gene Ontology annotation, biological process: chromatin remodeling; negative regulation of transcription by RNA polymerase II; DNA repair. The record is from RefSeq and is a predicted model, not a curated record.
CUAAAAUUAUUAUUUACUAUUUUAUUGUUAAUUAUUCAAUUUAGGAAACACCUCUGCUCUGUUCAGCAACAAUUUCAAUCGUGUAGCUCAAAAUCAAAAUCAAAAUCACGAGUGAGUUAAAAUAUCUCAUUAAUUUCUCAAUAAAUCCAUGCUAUACAAGAUCCCUUUCCUCGCAAUACUACUGCUAAACAAAACCCUAAUUUUGCUUUAAAUUAAAGAAUGGAUGCAAAAGACAUUUUAGGGCUCCCAAAAAGUUCACUCCCUGGAAUUCCAGUUGAUAAAAAAUCAAGACCUCAAAAAGAUUCUCAGAGAAAACCUGAUGGCAUUUCCCGUGAGGUUUAUGCACUUACUGGUGGUGUACCACCUCUUAUGCCUUCUGUUGAUGUUAAUCAUCUCAAAAAACGUCAUCAGCCUGAAAAUGAAAAGAUAACAUGGGAAUGGCUUGGUUUUACAAAUUCUGCUAGGAAAGAUAACUUGCAGCUAUAUCAUUGGGUCAGAGUUGUAAAUGGAACUCCGCCAAAAGGAGAUUAUUCGUUUGCAAAGUACAACAAGUCAGUUGAUGUCCUCAAGUACACUGACGAAGAGUACGAGAAGCUUCUGGCAGAUCCGAAAUGGACCAAAGAAGAGACAGAUCAGCUGUUUGAUAUGUGCCAACGUUUUGAUCUUCGCUUUGUUGUAAUUGCGGAUAGAUUUCCAUCAGAUCGAUCAGUUGAGGAACUGAAACAUCGGUACUAUAGCGUUUCUAAAGCAAUAUUGAUUGCAAGGGCUCUAACUCCUGCUGAUGUUUCUGGUCACCCUCUUGUUAAGGAACCUUACAACAUCACUCAAGAGAUCGAACGGAAGCGUGCAUUGUCCAUGGUCCUCUCUCAGACAAAGCAACAAGAGCGUAAAGAUGCUGAGGUUCUUUCCGAAGCUAAGAGAAUUACCGAGUCUCGUAUGGCUGCUAAGGCUGCCGAGCAAGCUGAAUUGGCUGUCAUGUCAAAUACUAGCCCAGAAGGUGUGGAGAAAACUAGCAUUCUUGUUGAUACUGCGUCGCCUUCUAAUAUGCAGGUUACCUCGGGUGUUGCACCUUUGGUCUCAAUGGCAGAGAAUGCUGCUGCCGCUGCAGCUUCCCUUCGCACGCUUCGCGUAUACUUGAGAACAUAUGCGCUGGAGCAAAUGGUGCAAGCUGCCAGCUCAACAGCAGGAUUGCGAACGAUCAAGCGUGUUGAACAAUUCUUACAAGAGCUUAAGGUGAAUUUGAAACCCAAAGUCCCCACUAAAGCUGUUUGUGCUGAGCAUCUAGAAUUGCGGAAAGAGAUACUGACUCUUCUAAACCUUCAGAAACAGUUGCAAAAUAAGGAGGAAGGCUCAUCUUAUCGUGAAAGUUCAUAUACUGAAACACCAGACACACCAAAGCUUUUACAGCGUGGGAUGGAUCAGGACAGAACAUUUAUUCCCGACUCAGUAAGCUUUGGAGCAAUAUCAGGGGAAAGAGUUGGCAAACGGGACCAGAAACGCAAGGGACCUGGAAGAGAAGCUCCAUCUUCACCUGCCCAGUCUCAUAAAAGGCCUCGAAAGUUGAAGGCUACCGAUAGUUAGUUUGACAGAUAUAAAGGUUGCUAUUUGGGUUUUAAUUUUGGCAGCUUAUUGGUUAUCAAGAAAACGACGACCAGUAUUAAUCGUCUUCUUGCCCAUCUUUAUGCAAAAAAGGUCUCUAUCCUCUGUGGAGUCAAGCAGAUUUUAUCCGGUCUGUUGUUAUACAAGGAAGCACACAAAUUGUGGUGCGGCAUUCUGUAGUGAGGCGUAUGUGUUUUUUUGCCUUCCUGAAGCAGUCAAAUGACUUGAAUGCCAAUUAUGAUAUACUUGAUGUAAAUACAAGAAUAUGUUUAUGUUGUGAUUUGUAAGGAACCUUUUUAAGGUGUGUAUGGUUGAGUGUUAGAAUUUGAAAUGUGUUAGGAUGCUAAAUUAACGAGUGCUAUUGAUAUUUCCCAA